GCGCUUCCCCCCACCCCCACCCCGCGCAUGCGCGCGGAGCGAGACGGGCGAUUCACGCAUCCAAAAUGGCGGCCGCGAUGGAUGUGGACACCCCUAGCGGCACCAACAGCGGCGCCGGCAAGAAGCGCUUCGAAGUGAAGAAAUGGAACGCAGUAGCUCUGUGGGCAUGGGACAUUGUGGUUGAUAACUGUGCCAUUUGCAGAAACCAUAUUAUGGAUCUAUGCAUAGAAUGUCAAGCAAACCAAGCAUCAGCUACCUCUGAAGAGUGCACAGUCGCGUGGGGCGUCUGCAAUCACGCUUUCCACUUCCACUGCAUCUCUCGCUGGCUCAAAACUCGCCAAGUAUGUCCACUGGACAACAGGGAAUGGGAGUUCCAAAAGUAUGGACACUAGAGAGAUGGUCACCAUGCUUCUUGUUGUGUCAUCAGCCUCAGUUGUUCUUGUCACUAUGGGUUUGUUUUAGCAACUUGAAAAAUCAGCAAUGUAUACAAUUCUUCUUUAAUCUUAAUUUCUCCCUAUUGUAUAGCAUUGAAUAAAAUCUUGCUGGAGCUUCCUGA
Messenger RNA from Harpia harpyja (harpy eagle), 556 nucleotides. RefSeq names its product ring-box 1 (gene RBX1). Gene Ontology annotation, biological process: protein ubiquitination; ubiquitin-dependent protein catabolic process. Gene Ontology annotation, cellular component: cullin-RING ubiquitin ligase complex; nucleus. The transcript is spliced from 5 exons. NCBI's taxonomy places the organism in Eukaryota, Metazoa, Chordata, Aves, Accipitriformes, Accipitridae. The record is from RefSeq and is a predicted model, not a curated record. Gene Ontology annotation, molecular function: zinc ion binding; ubiquitin protein ligase activity; cullin family protein binding. The coding region runs from base 66 to 392 and encodes 108 amino acids.